AUGUCACUUGAAGCAGGAGCUCGCUACGUUAUCGUCAACGUCAAAGGGGAGACCGCCAUCGAUCUCGACGGGGGUAACAAUAGAGACAUUAUCGGAUAUCCCAGACAUGGAGAAUCCAACCAACAGUGGGAACUCGUCUCGGUAGACGAUUACAACGACUGGCACCUCAAGAACGCUGAGAGCGGGACCUACAUCGGCUAUGAGGGUGACCACUUUGAUGGCACCAAACUCGUCAUCUCAGAGGAACCCUUCACAUGGAGAAUUCUCCCAGAUGAGAACGACGAAUCUGUCUUCCGCAUCUAUGUUCCUGACACGAACAUGAACGUCGAUCUCUCCAACCACGGCGACUCUACUCCCUGCACCCCGAUCGAGCUUUGGGGGAAUCACCCUUUUGAAAUGGACACGACGACACUUUCCAUGAGUGGUCAAUCUCCCAUCGCAUUCCUUCCGGCAGAGGUUUUGGCCUACAUCCUGGACAUCGCAUACGACAGACAAGGCCACAACGUCAACGUCCCCACCGUCGCAUCUUUGGUAUCUCGCCCUUGGCGAGAUGUGGCGCUCAAUGACGCCUUUCUUUGGUCAUCUAUCACCGUGGCUCCUCCCUGGAAUAUCACUGCCGUACGCACACAAUUGGCACGAUCAAAAGAACAUUUACUCGAACUUCGCAUCGUGGUUCACAAGGAGCGUCAUCCGCUUCAGUCAGAGACAUCUGUAGCGCCAUCGAUGCAAAGUACCCAAGAGCUUCGCAAAGUGCUCUCACCUCACUACGCGCGUUGCUGGAGCUUGACGUUCGAAGGUACUUUCUGGGGAUGUCGUAGCACCCUUUCCCACCUCCUUGAACCAUUAAGCAGCAUAUCGAUGCCACACCUUACACAUUUCGCCUUUCAUGAUCAAUCAAACUCGAGCAGGAUGUUUGAGGAUUCAGACGAUGAAGACAUCGAACCCCCGCCAAUUGAUCUCGUGCCACUAUUCCUUGUGGAGACGACCACUGGGCCCCUGGACCUUCGUUUGAGCGGGAGUUCCGCCCUCCGCUUUUCACCCCCACUGGCAGCAGUGACCACCCUGCACAUCAGCUCUCCCUUUCCAGCAAUCGAUUUUCGCCGAUUUGCCGAAAUCCUUGAAUCGUGUCCAAAUCUCGUGUUCCUUGCGUUGUACGACCACUUCUUGAACGCGUGGCCUACAAGCUCUUUCGCCGGCAUCACGCUUGAGGUUCCUCUUCUUGAAUCAUUAUUUAUACUAGGGGAUAUGUAUUUAACUUCCCGAAUCCUCUCCUCCUUAUCGGCGCCGAGGCUCGAAGAACUCGUCAUCGUCCCAGUUGUCCCCGAAGACUUGAAGACGCUCUACAAUACCGUUACCACAGACGGCCCACGAUUCCCCCUCUUAUGGUCCCUGACGCUAGCGGUUUCCGACUCGAGCACUGCGGAAAUAUUUGCUCUCGCAUCCGCAUGCUUUCCUCAAGUAACGCGCCUCGUCCUUGCCGACGUGUACAAAGUCGGGUUCGAAGAUGCAUUUAGGCGAGCCGGGGUAACAUUGUUUCCAACAUUGACGGAACUCGCAUUGACGCGCAUCAAGCCGGACUUCCUCGCGACCCUGGACUUUGUUCGCAAGCCGUACUUGCAGGCUGGGGUUCCCUGGGUGCAGAGGGUGUAUUUCGACACGGUCUCAUUCGAGCAGAUAAAGAGCAGCCUCAAGCCGGAUUGGCCAGUUGAGGCGCUUCAAGGAAACCUGUGGGACAAUCAAAGAAGGAGAACUAUGUACAAUGAUGAUGAAUAUCGCUUCGUGGGUUGA
Cyclocybe aegerita is the source of this 1788-nucleotide messenger RNA. The record is from the annotation of a GenBank genome assembly. NCBI's taxonomy places the organism in Eukaryota, Fungi, Basidiomycota, Agaricomycetes, Agaricales, Hemipholiotaceae.